Messenger RNA from Rotaria sordida, 921 nucleotides. The record is from the annotation of a GenBank genome assembly. Lineage: Eukaryota; Metazoa; Rotifera; Eurotatoria; Philodinida; Philodinidae.
AUGAAAAUUCGAUUACAUAUAGCUGCUAUCAAUUCGAAUAAUAUAAAUAAUAACCCAUUUCAACCUGGUUCCAGUGACGUUGAUUGGUGUGAACCGAAUUAUGUUGUCACUGAAUAUAUUGCUGAAUUUUGGAAUACAGUAUCCAAUAUAUUCUUCUUUUUGGUUCCACCAUUAAUGAUUAUUUUAUUUGCAUCUUAUUCAAAACGAGUUGCUAAUGGAAUAACAAUACUUUGGAUUUUAUUAAUUGUUAUUGGCAUUGGUUCUGUUUAUUUUCAUGCUACACUUAGUCUUGCUGGACAGUUAGUAGAUGAAAUAGGUAUUCUUUGGGUACUUAUGGCAGGUUAUGCAUUAUUUUUACCAUCAAUAUAUUCACCUCCAUCACUUCGUGUUCAACGUGUGUUUUAUACAUGGAGUUUGAAAAAUCGUCCACUACAACAUAGAUUUACUAUUAGUUGUAUUAUAUUGACUCUUAUUGUUACUUGUUUUGGUGCUGUUUAUCCAUAUGCAAAUUCAUUUGUUUUAAUGAUUCUUGGUCUACCUGCAAUUGCUUUUAUAGUUAUACAUGUGUCAAAAUGCGAUAAUCGUCGUAUUAAAAAUCUUGGCAUUCAUUGUGUAGGUAUGUGGGCUAUUGCUGUAACAAUAUGGAUAUGUGAUCGAAUGUUUUGUUCAUUUUGGAUUUCAAUAUCAUUUCCUUAUUUACAUGCUAUAUGGCAUGUCAUAAUUUUAUUUAGUAGUAAUGAAGCUAUUGUUAUAUGUGCAUAUUUAGUUAUAAAAUAUCACUAUCCACAAGCAAAUCUUGUUGUAUAUGCAUGGCCAAAUGAAGAAUGGGGAUGGUUUACUUUACCAUAUUUAAAAUUUCAUGAUGAUACUAAUUAUUUAGCAUCACCAACGAAUAAUUUUGUAACAAAGUCUAUUGUUUAA